AUGAUAAUGGUGUUGGUUAUGAAUGCAAUGGGGGACUCAGCUCAAGAGAUACAGAAAUGUAUAGAAACACUGUCAGGGGUUGCAACGUGUUUGCCAUAUUUGGGUGGUGAGGCGAAAGCACCAACAGCAGAUUGUUGUAGUGGUAUCAGGCAAGCCAUGAAGAGCAACAAGAAAUGCAUCUGCGUUAUUCUUAAAGACAGGGAUGAUCCUGACCUUGGCUUCAAGAUUAACAUUACCAUUGCUGUUGGUCUCUUUUCUCUUUGCAAAGCACCUGAUAAUCUCUCUCAGUGUCCUGCACUUCUGCACUUGGAUCCUAAUUCACCCGAAGCUCAAGCUUUUAAUGAAAAGGGUGUGAACGCCAUUGGUGAUACUGAUAAUCCUUCUCCCAGUCCUUCUGAGAAUGGUAGAAACCAGGAAACAGAUGAAACGGUCACAGCAAAGAAUGGUGCAUCUUAUGAGGGAAGGAGAUUGUUAGAAAUAUUUGUUGCAACUGCGGUUGCAGGGCUUGUAAUUUUGAUUUUUUGA
Vigna radiata var. radiata (mung bean) is the source of this 525-nucleotide messenger RNA. Its product is annotated as protein YLS3. The coding region runs from base 1 to 525 and encodes 174 amino acids. The record is from RefSeq and is a predicted model, not a curated record. Lineage: Eukaryota; Viridiplantae; Streptophyta; Magnoliopsida; Fabales; Fabaceae. The transcript has 2 exons.